AUGCCAACUCUGCAGUCCGUGUUUCCGUCUCGAUCGCCUGAUCCUGCGAUUAUCGUACCGGCCACCGGCUCGACCGGCCCUGUCGUCGUCUCAUUCGACACUCUCUCGAAACUCGUCGGCCAGGCCCGCAAGUUCAUCGCCUCGCUCGAUCUCGCGCCAGGCUCUGCUAUCGCGAUCGCGUUGCCAAACUCGCUCGAGUUUGUCGUUCUCUUCUUCGCGGUGUCUUACUCGGGCUAUAUUGCCGCACCACUUAAUCCCGCGCUCAAGCAGUCCGAGUUUGAGUUCUACCUUGCUGACCUGUCGUGCCCGGUCGCGUUCGUGCCCAAGACUGCCGAACGCGAGGCGGUCAUCAAGGCCGCGGCCAAGUCUGCCGAUAAUGUCCGCAUCUUUGAGUUGGAGGCCUCGACUGAGAGUAUUAAUGUCAAGACCGGGGCGGGCGAGUCUGUUGGGUUGGGCUCGUUGCAGUCCAAGUCUGUGAGCGAGGCAAAGGCCGACGACGUUGCACUUGUACUCCAUACUAGUGGAACCACCGGCCGACCUAAGAUCGUUCCUUUAACGCACACCAACUUGGCGACGUCGAUCAGCAAUAUUGUGCAGACGUACAAGCUGACGAAGGCCGACCGAAGCAUGCUGGUGAUGCCACUCUUCCACGUCCACGGACUGCUCUGUGGCUUCCUCGCGCCUCUGUCGGUCGCAUCGGGUGUGAUUGUUCCGUUGAAGUUUUCCGCGCACUCGUUCUGGAAAGACUUUGUCGAGCUGGGAGCGAAUUGGUAUACAGCUGUGCCGACGAUCCACCAGAUCUUGCUGAAGAGUCCGUCUCCGUUUGACAAUGGAGCGAAGGGACCGAAUGUGCGGUUCAUCCGAUCGUGCUCGUCAGCGCUUGCGCCGGCGACGAUGAAGCAGCUCGAGGAGCGGUUCAAGGCGCCGGUUCUUGAGGCGUAUGCGAUGACAGAGGCGAGCCACCAGAUGACGUCGAACGACUUGCCUCCGGGAAAGCGCAAGAGUGGAAGCGUUGGGCGCGCGCAGGGGGUUGUCAAGGUCGCGAUCUUGGACCAGGAAGGAAACGAGGUCAAGCAAGGUGGGGAGGGAGAGAUUUGCGUAAAGGGAGCGAAUGUGACGAAGGGGUACCGGAACAACGAGGCGGCGAACAAGAGCAGCUUCACGGCGUCGGGAUUUUUCCGCACGGGCGAUCAGGGCAAGCUGGACGCGGACGGGUUUGUGUACAUCACGGGACGGAUCAAGGAGCUGAUCAACCGCGGGGGAGAGAAGAUCUCGCCGCUGGAGCUGGAUGCGCUGAUGCUGGAGAUCCCGGAGGUAGCGGAGGCGGUGUCGUUUGCGGUGCCGGAUGAGAUGUACGGACAGGAGGUGCAUGCGACGGUGGUGGUGAAGCCGGGCGCGAAGCUGAGCGAGGGGGAUGUGAAGAAGUUUAUGUCGGAGAGGGUUGCCAAGUUCAAGGUGCCUAAGCGGGUGUACUUCACGGAGACGAUGCCGAAGACGGCGACGGGGAAGAUUCAGAGGAAGAACAUUUCGGAGACGUUUUUCAAGCCGGAGGGAGAGGUGAAGGCGAAGGCGAAGUUGUGA
Molecule: messenger RNA, 1581 nt
Organism: Myxozyma melibiosi
Lineage: Eukaryota; Fungi; Ascomycota; Lipomycetes; Lipomycetales; Lipomycetaceae
Exons: 2
Coding region: 1-1581 (526 amino acids)
Biological process (GO): fatty acid metabolic process
Molecular function (GO): medium-chain fatty acid-CoA ligase activity
Source: RefSeq, a predicted model, not a curated record